CGAGAUCCGAAAGAAAUGGUGUCUGAGUUUCUCAACGUACUCUUCCACUGUCUACAAACAGUGACAUGSCAGUCCCUUAUUGUCACAGUUACCACUGGUCUACUUGCAUGGAUUUUGUAUCAAGUGUUWAAAGAAAAGCUCUCUCCUUUGAGCAAGAUUCCUUYUCCACCUGGUCGACUACCUUUCUUUGGGCAUCUUUUUCAUAUAAUGAAAUCUGGAGGCAUGCACUUAGCUGUUAGAAAAUGGGAAGGUACAUAUGGGCCUAUUAUUACAUUUGGACCUGGAUUUGGACUUCGAAAUGAACGCGUCGUUCUUUUCGACAAAGAUUUCAUCAAACAAGUUGUGAUAUCAGAAAGCCACAAAUAUAAUCGACCAGAAUUCUUCAAAGAACUUUUACCAGGGUUUGGCAAUGGUUUAUUUGGAUCAAGCGGAAGGGUACAUGCAAAACAGCGGAAAAUGAUCAACCCUGCUUUCAGUUAUACAAAUUUGAAGACUUUUGUGCCUGCGUUUGUCGAGUCAGCGGAACAAUUAGUGGAGCUUUGGACUCGUAAAAUUCAGCAUUCAUCGACUGUAGACAUUGGUGACGACAUCUGCCAUGUUACUCUUGAUAUCAUUGGUAAAACCUCGUUUGGCUAUGGUUUCAAUACUGUUUUGGGGAAAGAAACGGAAAUUUCUGCAGCGUUCAACUCCUUGCUCAGUGGUGCCGAGUUAGGCUACAUACUUCGUCGUACACUUAUUCCAUUUUAUAAAUAUUUGCCAUUGCCGGACAACCUUGCUGUCAAGAAGUCACUCAGUCUUGUUAACAGUACCGUAUUUAAGGUUAUUGGCGAACGCCGCAUGCAUAAAACGGUUGACCACAAGGAUCUCCUUGACUUAUUACUCGAAAUGUAURAWGAAGAGACUGGUGCUGGUUUUGAUGAUGAAGAACUGCGGGCUCAAGUCUUUACAUUCAUGCUAGCGGGACACGACACAACGAGUACAUCAUUGUCAUGGACGUUGUUCGAGUUAGCGAAAAAAUCCGAAAUACAGGACAAAAUAAGMCAAGAAGUCAAGGAAGUUCUUAAAGAAGAGGAGAAAUUGACUUGGGACAAGCUAGAACAGCUUGAAUACCUGGGUUGUGUGAUCAAGGAGUCUCUACGGCUUCGUUCUCCUGCUUCUUUUUUUGCCAGAGAAACCAAUCAAACUGUCAAUAUUGGUGGCUAUGAGAUACCAAAAAACACCAUUAUCUCGAUUCCAAUUGAUGCUCUUCACUUGUCGUCGGACCUUUGGGAAAAUCCUUUGGAAUUUAUUCCUGAAAGRUUYAUGAAAAAUGAUGCYACUCCAAUGAACCAAUAUCCCUUUCUGCCUUUUUCGUUUGGUCCUCGUAUUUGUAUUGGUUACAAGUUCGCCAUGGCAGAGAUGAAGACCAUACUGCUCACUUUGCUGAAGAACUUCAAAUUCACCGCUGYACCUGGAUUUAAAGUCAAAAGUUUUAUGAAGCUCACGACCAAGCCAGAUCCCAGUGUAAAAGUUCAAWUAUCUUYGUUGAACAACAUCAGCUGAAUAUCUAUACUUUAAAGYACAAAACAGAAUAUUUUUGUUCCUCGAGUGAAAUUGAUAUUUAGAGCGGAUUUCGUAUGACUGUGCAACGGCACGGAUCACGACACGGAAACGGCACGACACGGUCACGGAACCUUGCCUUCUAGGAUUACAAAUAAAAAUAAAGAUUUAACAAUACAUCACCGCUACGGCACGGUACGGUCACAGCGCGAAAGUACCGUUUUUUUUGCACAGUCAUACGAAAUCCAGGGGGUACCCACCUAUAUUUGCUAUACGGGUAUGUUCCGCUCGAUAGGGUCCCUCUUUCGGAGCUUUAAGUCUGGGAUAGGGUAUCAUUUUUGCCUAUUUGUCUGGGUUAGGGUAGCAGUUUUGUCUGUGUUAUGUUUUUUGUCUAGGAAAGGUUUAUAGUCUCAUUGUCUGGGGUGCGGUGGAGUUUUGCCUGUGAUCGUAUCUGCUAGGUCACGCUUUCAGCGCUAAAAUAAUGUACCUUUGUACCUUUGUACCUUUGUACCUUUAGUCUGGGGUAGGGCAUGUCACACCUCCACCCAAGUUGAGGAUUUAGUAACCCCCCCCCUCCCUCCCUCGGGUACGAAAUUCGCUCUAUACAUAGCUUCUAGCUGUUACAGAUUGUCCAAUGUCAGCCUGAACAGGUUCAUAUAUAAAAUGUGUUUUAUUUGAUAUCAGGCUCUAUAUUAUUUUAACAAAAAUAAUGCUUUUAAGGCGGACGAUUGUCGUGUGCGACUUAGUAUCUCAAGCUGCUAAUUCUGAUAUCAUCGGUUAUUUGUAUAUUUUCAGUAGAUGAAAUGCAGCAAUAA
Exaiptasia diaphana is the source of this 2354-nucleotide messenger RNA. RefSeq names its product cytochrome P450 4B1. The coding region runs from base 16 to 1542 and encodes 508 amino acids. Lineage: Eukaryota; Metazoa; Cnidaria; Anthozoa; Actiniaria; Aiptasiidae. Gene Ontology annotation, molecular function: heme binding; monooxygenase activity; iron ion binding. The record is from RefSeq and is a predicted model, not a curated record. The transcript is spliced from 6 exons.